This is a messenger RNA of Talaromyces proteolyticus, 1017 nucleotides long. Its product is annotated as putative short-chain dehydrogenase. The record is from RefSeq and is a predicted model, not a curated record. Bases 1 to 1017 code for a protein of 338 amino acids. Lineage: Eukaryota; Fungi; Ascomycota; Eurotiomycetes; Eurotiales; Trichocomaceae. The transcript has 2 exons.
AUGUCAGCAGCCGACGCCGCCCAUGGCGCAUUCUCAACCCUUUUCUCUAAUAUUUUCAUAAAAUUACCCACCCCUAACACCGACCUUCGAGGUCAAACAUUUAUAGUGACUGGCUCAAAUACCGGACUUGGUUUCGAGGCUGCCCGUCAUCUCAACAAUCUCGGUACCGAAAAAUUGAUCAUGGCAGUGCGAAAUGUAACAAAGGGAGAAACGGCAAGAGCUGAGAUACUGGGAUCGACAGGCCGAAAAGAGGACUCCAUCGAAGUGUGGAGUUUGGACAUGGCUAGCUAUGAAUCCGUCAAGGAGUUCGCUGCUCGCGUAACCAGGACCCUUCCCCGUGUAGAUGGUGUCCUUGCAAAUGCUGGUAUCAUGGUCGACAAAUUCACAAUGUUUGAGGACAAUGAGAGUACAUUGACAGUGAACGUCAUCAACACUUUCUUGUUGUUGCUCCUUCUAGUUCCAAAGCUUCGCGAGUCUGGAACCAAGUUCAAUAUCGCACCACGAUUCACCACUGUGAAUUCAGCAUUGCAUUAUAUGGCCCCAGUGAAGGGGCUUGACUCUGAUGAUUCUGAAAUAUUCGCAAGGCUAAACGACCCUAAGACUGCUGAUAUGGGCGCACGAUAUAAUCUCUCUAAACUACUCGUUAUAUAUGCUGUCCGUGAGCUAGCAGAACGACUCAAUGCUUCAUCCACUGCAUCAUCAACGAUCAUCAUCAACUCACCAAAUCCGAGCUACUGCAAAUCAAACCUCGCACAAGGUACUGAAGUAGGAAGGAGCUCAGCAGGAAAGAUGUUCGAGAAGCUAUUGGCUAGAAGCACCGAGGAAGGUAGUCGGGCCUUAGUACAUGGAGUUAUUUCGGGAACGGAAUCAAACGGACAGUAUUUAACAAAUUGUCACGUUCAGGUACCGGCAUGCUUAGUGACUGAUUCGAGAGGUGUCAGAAUACAGAAGAAAUUUGCGGACGAGUUGGUUGCAAAACUUGAGAGAAUUUCUCCAGAAAUAUCAUCAUAUGUCUGA